AUUAACGGUUGUAGAAACAUUAAUCUCCACAGAAUUUUAUACUAAUUAAUUAGUAACUUUUAAUACUAUAAUAAUAUUUUAAAGCUAUUAGGUAAAAUUGAAUUUAGAUUUUCCAAUUUCAAAGAAUUUGGAAAAUGUGAUAAGACUAUGAGUUAGCAUUUUGUAAAACCAAAACUAGCAAUAUAUACAGUUACUGCUAUUAACAGUUCAAUAAUUAAGUAUUAUUACUUAUUAUUUAUACAAAGAUUACAUAUUUUAUUUCAACAGGAACUAUGAAUGACGUUACUACUAAAUUAUAAAUACUACUAAAGUGAUAAAAAAUUUACCGUUAAAUGAUAAUAGUUUAGAAUAAGGCACUUGGAAAAAGUGUAGUUCAAUUUACUCUCAACGGAGCUUUCUUUGCUUAUUAAAGUUAUUGAUAUAACUUGUUCCUGGCCUUCCCAUGUUUUAUAUUUUUAAAUUUGUUAAAAAAUCUCUGUAAUGCAACAUAGAAACCAUUUCAGCGAUAUUAAAAUUAAAUUUCUAUUCUAUCUAGAAGUUUUUACAGCAAAUCCUGAAAUAAUGUGUAAUGAUUAAUAUUACUCUAUGUUUGAUGCUUUACUAACUAAUAAGAAUUAGAUAUAAGAAAUUAAGUACAUGUUGAAGGUAAAGCUGUAUUCUUAUUACACGCCAGCACUGAGAAAUAACGUUAAAUACUUACUGAAAUGUAAGUGUAGUAGUAGUACUAGUAAGAAGUGGGAUAGGACACAAUACUUUACUGGUUGGCUUGAAAAGGCUGCCCUUUAUGUCCAUUGGCCGUAUUGUGAAAAACGAUGCUCUUACUGCAAUUUUAACAAGUACAUCAGUAACCACGUGAAUCAUGCUCGCAUGUGUGAAUGUUUAGUCAAGGAGGCUACAACUCUUCUGAGACUCAGUGGUAUAAAGACUGUUGAAACAAUAUUCUUUGGAGGAGGAACUCCGAGCCUCGCUCAACCUCACACAAUAGAAAGUGUUAUAAACUGUGUAAAAAACUUAGUAGCUGUCCCUCACGAUGCCGAAGUUACUUUAGAAUGCAAUCCCACAACAUUGGAAGCACAGAGGUUAAGGGAGUUUAAGUUAGCUGGAGUAAACAGGGUUUCUAUUGGAAUACAGGCUUUGAAUGACAGAGAUUUACUGCUGUUAGGUAGAAACCAUUCAGUCAAAGAAGCUUUAAGGGUUAUUGAACAAGCAAAAAAUAUUUAUAAUGGAAGAACUUCAAUUGAUAUUAUCUUUGGACGUCCUUAUCAAUCUCAGUAUUCAUGGCAAGAUGAACUUAAAAAGUUGCUGGAGAUCUGUGAUGAUCACAUUUCACUUUACCAGCUGACUUUAGAAAGAGGAACAUCCUUGUUUAAACUUGUGAAUUGUGGAAAAUUG
Molecule: messenger RNA, 1392 nt
Organism: Limulus polyphemus (Atlantic horseshoe crab)
Lineage: Eukaryota; Metazoa; Arthropoda; Merostomata; Xiphosura; Limulidae
Product: radical S-adenosyl methionine domain-containing protein 1, mitochondrial-like
Exons: 7
Biological process (GO): porphyrin-containing compound biosynthetic process
Cellular component (GO): cytoplasm
Molecular function (GO): 4 iron, 4 sulfur cluster binding; catalytic activity
Source: RefSeq, a predicted model, not a curated record